UCACUGCGGACGUGACGAUCAGAUAAGAUUGGAAAUGAUUCUGGACCGUGAAUAUUCUCUGGAGAUAAAACCAUAUUUACUUAGCAUGAAAACGUUACAUUACAACUUUAGACGCGCAUUUAUUUCGUUUGAACGCGGCUCCAUCCUGGAGUGACGAUAUUGUGCGAGAUUCGAGGAGAAAAGAGCGUUUCCUACUCGGUCCGUUUCUGCUGCCUGUUGCUCAGCUGCGUCUGAAGAAAACCAGCAUCGAUAAGCGUCGGAUUUGUCUCCACCUGAAAAAUGCCACGGGAUAACAAGAAGUCUCUCAUUCAGAAAAUAGCCAGCCAAGCCAAUAUCACAUUUAAAGAUUUCAAUGCAUCCGCAAUUGGGGACAACAAAGUAUUAUCGGACAACCGGGGGGAUCUAAUCUCCCUGCUGACGGAAGUCAGGACUGCAGACCUGAAGAUGAAACCGAACGGCUCCCAUUCCGAACACAACCCACCUGUCACGUACAUGCACAUCUGCGAGACGGAGUCGUUCAGUAUGGGGGUGUUUCUACUGAACAGCGGGGCUUCCAUCCCGCUCCACGACCACCCCGGUAUGAACGGGAUGCUCAAGGUUCUAUACGGGAAAGUCAGUAUCAGGUGUUUUGACCUGUUGGAUAAACCUUCGGACCAGGUGCAGAGUGAGACCCAGUUCGACCCUCCGCUGCUGCCGUUCCAGAAGGACUCUCUGCGGCGGGCUGUGCUCCGGUCGACCAUGUGGUUCACCCAUGACAGUAGUCCGUGUAUCUUAACCCCGCAGAGGGAGAACCUGCAUCAGAUCGACACGGUGGAUGGACCGGCUGCUUUCCUCGACAUCCUGGCACCUCCGUAUGACCCUGAAGAUGGGAGGGACUGUCAUUAUUAUAAAGUCCUACAGACUGUUCCCGACGCAGACAGUAAGUUAGAGGCGCAGCAGCCGUGGGAGGAAGAGACGUGGUUACUAGAGAUAGGCCAGCCUGAUGGCUUCUGGUGUGAGGGUGAACCAUACCCCGGGCCCAAGGUUUCCUUCUAAUGUCGGUGUUGUAAAGGCAGGGAUACCUGCGAACAAAUAGUGGCGGCUGGAGGACUUUCAAAAGACUGAAUCACUGUGACUGUGACAUGAGAUGGAUCAGGUGAAUGAACUGCAGGUGGAUAAUGUCUCUGGGACAGGCCUUUUGUUUAAGUAUUGAACUUUCUCCUGUAAACUUCCAGAUAAGAUGUUUUCAUCCUGAACAGGCUCAGAAACUUCCUAUGCUCUGAACACCGUUUGUUUGUAACUGAAAAUAUGAUAUGCCUUGUGUGAAUAUUGAAUGUAAACUUUGAAAGCAUUUAUCAUGUCUAGUUUCCAUGUGCACACUACAUUUUCUAUCUUUCAUUGAUUUAUUCCAAACAAAUGUGUGUAUGUGUAAACACUAACUUUGUGUAUAAUUGAAAGCUUUUAUUUUGGGACAGCUGAAAGUUCUACCUAUAGCCUUACUGCAGAUACAGUGUCUUCGGAAAGUAUUCAGACCCCUUGACUUUUUUCACAUUUUGUUACAUAACAGCUUUAUUCUAAAAUAUAUGAAAUUGUUUUUCCUCAUCAAUCUACACACACUACCCCAUAAUGACAUCACAAUACCCCAUAAUGACAUCACAAUACCCCAUAAUGACAUCACAAUACGCCAUAAUGACAUCACAAUACCCCAUAAUGACAUCACAAUACCCCAUAAUGACAUCACAAUACUCCAUAAUGACAUCACAAUACCCCAUAAUGACAAAGCAAAAAAAGGUUUUUAGAAAGUUUUGCUAAUUUAUUACAAAUGUAAAAAAAUACAAUUUCACAUUUACAUAAGAAUUCAGAGACUUGUCCCGAAGCCAUUCCUGUGUUGUUUUGUCUGUGUGCUUAAGGUCGUUGUCCUGUUGGAGGUGAACCUUCGCCCCAGUCUGAGGUCCUGAGCGCCCUGGAGCAGGUUUUCAUCAAAGAUCUCUCUGUACUUUGCUCCAUUUAUCUUUGCCUUGAUCCUGACUAGUCUUGCCGGCCCUGCCACUGAAAAACAUCCCCACAGCAUGAUGCUGCCACCAUGCUUCACCGUAGUGAUGGUGCCUGGUUUCCUCCAGACGUGACGCUUGGCAUUCAGGCCAAAGAUUUCAAUCUUGGUUUCAUCAGACCAGAGAAUCUUGUUUCUCAUGGUCUGAGAGUCUUUACGUGCCUUUUGGCAAACUCCAAGUGGACUGUCAUGUGCCUUUUACUGAGGAGUGGCUUCCAUCUGUCCACUCUACUAUAAAUGCCUGAUUGGUGGAAUGCUGCAGAGAUGGUUGUCCUUCUGGAAGGUUCUCCCAUCUCCACAGAGGAACUCUAGGGCUCUGUCAGUGACCAUCGGGCAGUGGUGUAAAGUGCUUAAGUAAAAAUACUUUAAAAUACAACUUAAGUCGUUUUUGGGGGUAUUUGUACUUUACUAUUUAUAUUUUUGACUUUUACUUCACUAAAUUCCUGAAGAAAAACAUUUAAAUUUUACUUCAUACAUUUUCCCUGACACCCAAUAGUACUCGUUACAUUUUGAAUGCUUAGCAGGACAGAAAAUGGUCAAUUCGCACACUUAUCAAGAGAACAUCCCUGGUCAUCCCUACUGCCUCUGAUCUGGAGGACUCACUAAACAGAGAACAUCCCUGGUCAUCCCUACUGCCUCUGAUCUGGAGGACUCACUAAACAGAGAACAUCCCUGUUCAUCCCUACUGCCUCUGAUCUGGAGGACUCACUAAACAGAGAACAUCCCUGGUCAUCCCUACUGCCUCUGAUCUGGAGGACUCACUAAAUACAACUGCUUUGUUUUUAAAUGAUGUCUGAGUUUUGGAGUGUGACCCUGGCUAUCUGUAAAUAAAUUAAACAAAUAUUAAAAUUG
This is a messenger RNA of Oncorhynchus keta (chum salmon), 2881 nucleotides long. Its product is annotated as 2-aminoethanethiol dioxygenase-like. The record is from RefSeq and is a predicted model, not a curated record. The transcript has a single exon. Lineage: Eukaryota; Metazoa; Chordata; Actinopteri; Salmoniformes; Salmonidae. Gene Ontology annotation, cellular component: mitochondrion. Bases 280 to 1035 code for a protein of 251 amino acids. Gene Ontology annotation, molecular function: oxidoreductase activity, acting on single donors with incorporation of molecular oxygen, incorporation of two atoms of oxygen.